UUCUCCAGAAUUUGGGUGAAACAGUUUGAUGGUCUUUUGUGCCCUGCUUUUGGCAGACACAGUGAAGUUUCCAUCCACAGGUAGUCAGUCAUCCAUUAGCCAGGACGGCCUCCUGGGAACACUGAGGUGGGGUUAAACUGGACUGAAUCACCUUCGCUGGGCAUCAGGACACCCCAGAGAACUGAUCUUCAUCCCUUUGACACCCUUAAAAGCAGCCCAAGGAGCCCAGAAAUGGUGAAGUAUGAGAGACAUGGGACAAAGAAAGAAACCUGGCCAAAGGUCAGUGGGAGGGUGUAAACUGGCCACCUGUGAGGUAGAGGCAGGGAGUGAGGCGCUGGCCAAGCAGGGAAGACCCAUACCAGGGCCUGGGAGGGCAGAAAGCUGGUCCCAGAGUCCCAGAGACAACUGCAGAAAACACAGGGGCUCGGGAUCCACAAGAGAGAACAGGAGCUGCCCAUUCUGUGCUGAGAGUUGCCUCAGAAGAUGGAAUCAACUUCAGCACGCGUGGUCUCCCUGCCAGAGGAUGAGGAGCUACAGCCCUGGGAAGGCGCUGGAAGACUGGGGUCAGCAGAGUACGCUCAGCCUGGGGAUGUGGAGGAGGUGCGGCCAAAGUGGGGUAACCCCCUGCAGUUCUUACUCGCCUGUGUUUCCUAUGCGGUGGGCCUGGGCAAUGUGUGGCGUUUCCCGUACCUGUGCCAGAUGUACGGCGGAGGGAGUUUCCUGGUCCCCUACGUCAUCAUGCUCAUCGUGGAGGGGAUGCCACUCCUGUACCUGGAGCUGGCCGUGGGGCAGCGCAUGCGGCAGGGCAGCAUCGGCGCCUGGAGGACCAUCAGCCCCUACCUCAGCGGUGUCGGCAUUGCUAGCUUGGUGGUCUCCUUCUUGGUCUCUGUGUACUACAAUGUCAUCAACACCUGGGCUAUAUGGUACUUCUUCCACUCAUUCCAGGAUCCCCUGCCAUGGUCCGUCUGCCCACUGAACAGCAACCGCACCGGCUACGAUGAGGAGUGUGAGAAGGCUUCGUCCACGCAGUACUUCUGGUACAGGAAAACGCUCAACAUCUCGCCGUCCAUCCAGGAGAACGGAGGCGUGCAGUGGGAGCCGGCGCUGUGCCUCACCCUGGCCUGGCUUAUUGUCUAUCUGUGCAUCCUUCGGGGCACCGAGUCAACUGGCAAGGUGGUCUACUUCACUGCAUCGAUGCCCUACUGUGUGCUCAUCAUUUACCUGGUUCGCGGCCUCACACUCCACGGAGCCACCAAUGGCCUGGCGUACAUGUUCACACCCAAGAUGGAGCAGCUAGCCAACCCCAAGGCUUGGAUCAAUGCAGCCACACAGAUCUUCUUCUCUCUGGGCUUGGGGUGUGGCGGUUUGAUUGCUUUUGCCAGCUACAAUGAGCCUUCCAACGACUGCCAGAAGCACGCCAUCAUUGUAUCCAUCAUCAACAGUACUACUGCCAUAUUUGCCAGCAUUGUGACCUUCUCCAUCUAUGGCUUCAAGGCCACCUUCAACUAUGAAAACUGCUUAAACAAGGUGAUUCUCCUUCUGACCAACUCUUUUGACCUUGAGGACGGCUUUCUGACAGCCAGCAACCUGGAGGAGGUGAAGUCCUACUUGGCAUCCACCUACCCAGACAAGUACAGCGCCGUAUUCCCACACAUGAGAAACUGCAGCUUGGAGUCUGAGCUGAGCACGGCUGUCCAGGGCACGGGCCUGGCCUUCAUCGUCUACACGGAGGCCAUUAAGAACAUGGAAGUGUCCCAGCUGUGGUCAGUGCUCUACUUUUUCAUGUUGCUCAUGCUGGGCAUGGGAAGCAUGGUAGGGACAGGAACGGCCAUCCUCACCCCUCUGACGGACAGCAAGCGCAUCUCCAGCUUCCUGCCCAAGGAGGCCAUUUCAGGUCUGGUGUGCCUCGUCAGCUGUGCCAUCGGCAUGGUGUUCACCAUGGAGGCUGGGAACUACUGGUUUGACAUAUUCAACGACUACGCGGCCACACUGUCCCUGCUGCUCAUUGUGCUGGUGGAGACCGUAGCUGUGUGCUAUGUGUACGGGCUGAAGAGAUUUGAAAGUGACCUUCGGGCCAUGACUGGCCGCACCCUCAACUGGUACUGGAAGGCCAUGUGGGUGUUUGUGAGUCCACUGCUCAUCAUCGGCCUCUUCAUCUUCUACCUGAGUGACUAUAUCCUCACGGGAACGCUGCAGUACCAAGCCUGGGAUGCCGCUCAGGGCCAUGUGGUGACUAAGGAUUACCCCACGUACGCACUAGCUGUCAUUGGGCUUCUCGUAGCCGCCUCUACCAUGUGCAUCCCUCUGGUAGCCCUGGGGACUUUUGUCACACGCCACUUCAAGAACAGAGAGAAGUUUCUAGUCUCCUGAGAUCUGGAGGUCCCACAGGCCUGUCGGUCACUCCCUGCCAAACACAGCUACUUCCUGUAUAGUCAACAGGGAAGCUCUGCAGCUGCUCUUUACAGUCAAG
Molecule: messenger RNA, 2470 nt
Organism: Acomys russatus (golden spiny mouse)
Lineage: Eukaryota; Metazoa; Chordata; Mammalia; Rodentia; Muridae
Product: sodium- and chloride-dependent transporter XTRP3B
Exons: 12
Coding region: 484-2370 (628 amino acids)
Biological process (GO): sodium ion transmembrane transport
Cellular component (GO): plasma membrane
Molecular function (GO): L-proline transmembrane transporter activity
Source: RefSeq, a predicted model, not a curated record